CAAGCAUCAAGGAAAGCUGUUUUCGCCAUGACACAGGUCACUAUUGCUACGGCGCUACGCCCCCAAGAUGAUUUGCAGACCGUUGUGGAGAGUCGGACAAGGGAAUGGCACUUUCAUAUCUACUUCUUGCUACAAUCACCUACCGAAACUGCCGCAGCACUUGCACUCCGUGACGCUGUGCUAAGGCUUCGUCGCGAUGGUGCCUUCGUCGCUGUUCCUCUGCAUAGGGUCAAUAAGGAGCCAAUCGGACCGCAUCCUGCUGGGUCGUAUGAGAUUUGGGUUCCAGACACUUCGUUCUCUGAUGUCUUUUUCUACUUGGCAACAAAUCGAGGAAAUUUGAGCAUCCUUGUUCAUCCACUCACCUCAGAACAACGCCGAGACCACGAACGUCGGAAUGCUUGGUUGGGUACGCCGUGGCCCAUCUACGUAGACGGAUUGCCACGUAAAAGUGAUGAAGUUCCACUUCAGUAUCCCGAAUUGCGUCUUGGCUGGUCUACUGCGCCAGAUGGCGAAGUUUCCCUCGAUGAGAGGCGACGGAGGGGCGCGGAAGUUGAGGCAUUGCUGGCCAAAGAUCCUGAAGCGGCUCCUGCUCCCUUGGAUUGAUGAGUGAGAUGUAGUUUAGAGACCCGAACUCUCUUAUGAAAGAUACAAAACUGUGUUAUCGACUUCGUUUUGAUAGAACCAAUCAUUCUACAUGGAGCUUGUAAUUCGAUUACAAUUCCACAAUACACGAAGCUAUUUGAGAAUGCGC
Molecule: messenger RNA, 751 nt
Organism: Trichoderma virens Gv29-8
Lineage: Eukaryota; Fungi; Ascomycota; Sordariomycetes; Hypocreales; Hypocreaceae
Exons: 4
Coding region: 28-603 (191 amino acids)
Source: RefSeq, a predicted model, not a curated record